AUCGAUUCUCUUGGGAAAGAGUCGAUCACACACAAACGGUUCGUUCUCGGACAGGGAGCGGAUCAGAGCGCGAGCGCUCAGUUCAGCUGUGAGAAUUGUGUCAAAAGCAGGAAAUAUAAUAACGGAGGAGAAGUUAAGAAGAACAGCACGGAAAUUACACCUGCACAGGGAACGAGAGACCAAACACUGAACUGAACCAAACUGAGGGGAGGACAGAGAGUGAAAGAAGACACCUAGUGCCAAGCACCAUGGAAGAGUUUAAAGUCCAGAGCGCUAAGCACCCCACACCAAACAGCACACCUCUACGUGUUCCCAGCGAGCACUCCCGAGAGCGAGCCAAGCGUCUCUCCACAGAGUCUAAUGGGACCAGCGAAGGAGCAGCCGGCUCCAGGACCCCGGUAGAGCUCACGCCACUAGAAGAGGCUUUUAGACGCUUCGCCAUCCACGGAGACACCCGCGCCACCGGGAAAGACAUGCACGGCAAGAACUGGUCCAAAUUGUGCAAGGACUGCGGCGUCAUAGACAACAAAUUCAUCACCCUCACGGACGUAGACAUCGUCUUCUCAAAAGUCAAGAACAAAUCAGCCCGCACCAUCACGUACAACCAGUUCAAGGAGGCUCUUUCUGAAUUAGCCAUUAAGCGCUUCAAAGAUAAAACCGGCGAGGAAGCAGCGGAGGAGGUCUUCAAGAUGAUCGAAGGGAAGUCGCCAGUUAUAUCUGGAGUUACGAGAGCUGUGGCAUCCCCCACCGUAUCCCGUCUGACCGACACAACCAAGUUCACCGGUUCUCAUAAGGAGCGUUUUGACGAGACAGGCCGUGGGAAAGGCAAAGCGGGCCGCGUCGACAUGGUCGACAAAUCCGGCUACGUCUCUGGCUACAAACAUGCAGGGUCUUACGAGAAGAAAGUCCAGGGCAAACCAUAAUAAAAACCCAUGUAAACAACCCCCCUGUUCCAUGAACACACAUGGCAGGUGGGGAGAGAGAGAAAGGAGGAAAGAGGGGAAAAAUAAAAUAAAAAAAAAAAGCACAACAGGAUAAUAUUUGCUAUUUCUGUUUGUUUAUAUCUGCAUAAUUUUUUUUCUGUGAAAGAGAUUUGUUUCCCGCGAUGUUGGAGAACUGGAACAACGUUUACAUCGACAGACAAGAGACGCGGCCGGCUGGUACAUUCCUUGACAAGAACAGAGAUUAUCAUCAUACGCUUUCAGAAGUAAAUUUCAAAAGGGCAGGAAAGAACGGAGAACACAGAUAUCCUAAGGAGUCGUGAACGAUGACGUAAAGUUCGACAAGAAAAACGUUUGACCAAACGUCUACAUUAGCAUGUACGAGGUCUAAUCAAACCGUUCGUUACAGACAGCACAAAGGAGGCAGCGAACUGCUCUGUAUGGAAGUUCUUCCAGGAACAAACCAUAAGACAGAAAUAAAUGUAGGUCUGUUAAGCCUUUAAGCUUGUCCUUAUGGCUUUAUCCCAGAAUUGUUAGAAACUUUUUAAUGGAUUUUAGCUACACA
Tachysurus vachellii is the source of this 1506-nucleotide messenger RNA. RefSeq names its product tubulin polymerization-promoting protein. Gene Ontology annotation, biological process: microtubule bundle formation; microtubule polymerization; positive regulation of protein polymerization. Gene Ontology annotation, cellular component: microtubule. The record is from RefSeq and is a predicted model, not a curated record. Bases 249 to 923 code for a protein of 224 amino acids. Gene Ontology annotation, molecular function: tubulin binding. Lineage: Eukaryota; Metazoa; Chordata; Actinopteri; Siluriformes; Bagridae. The transcript has 5 exons.